AUGCCUCAAAGUGGUACAGGCGUUUCCAUAGAAGCGGUCGAUCCCAAAAAUGUUGGAUAUGUUCAAGCAAACUGGACGGUACCCAAAAUGGUGGUUGGCUGGUAUCAUUCUCACCCUGGAUUUGGAUGUUGGCUGUCUAGUUCCGUCAAAGGCAAAGUAGUUAUUGAUGCUUUUCGCCUGAUCAAUCCUCAAAUGCUUAUGCUAGGUCAAGAGCCACGUCAAACCACUUCCAAUAUUGGACAUCUUAAUAAACCAAGUAUUCAAGCUUUGAUCCAUGGAUCGAAUCGUCAUUACUAUUCGAUUGCUAUUAAUUAUCGAAAGAAUGAAUUAGAACAGAAAAUGUUGCUCAAUUUGCAUAAAAAAAUUUGGACCCAUGGAUUGACGCUGCCAAACUUUACGGAACACACCGAGAUCAAUGGAAAGAAUGUCAAAUGUAAAGAUUUAGAUUUACCUUUCCUUCCAAAAAAGUUUUGUUUUUUCGAUUUGCUUAUGAAAAAAUUUCGAACGAUGCUUACAUUGGCGGAACCUUAUAAUAAAUCGGUACAAGAGGAUUCAACCAUGACACCUGAACAAUUGAAAACUCGAUAUGUUGGAAAACAGGAUCAAAAGCGUCAUUUAGAGGAAAGUGGAAGACGUUAUGUCCAAUAA
This is a messenger RNA of Funneliformis caledonium, 648 nucleotides long. The record is from the annotation of a GenBank genome assembly. NCBI's taxonomy places the organism in Eukaryota, Fungi, Glomeromycota, Glomeromycetes, Glomerales, Glomeraceae.